GAGAAUGCAGCUUUAAGACAUGAAGCUUUGACCUCACUUUUCAGAACCAGAUGUUGCCGCCUGCUCUGGACCCUAACAUGAUGAGUACAAUGUAGAUUCCUGCAUCCUGUAUGUUCUCCUGUUUAGAAAUGCUUCCUCAUCCAUCCCAUGUCACCCCUCUAUGUCAUGUUUCCUACUGUGCACCAACAGACCUAACAAACCCAAAACCUGCUGUUUUCUUUUUGUCUCUGUUCUGUCUUCAUUUCACCGUUUCCUCCCAAAGCCAGCGACGCUCGUCUGGGUAAAAAAACGAGCUUUGUGCAAAAAGAAAAAAGAAAAGGGGCAGAUCGAUGUUCCCUAAGGUUUUACUGCAGUGGUGCGCAGCCGUCUCGAGCUGUGCAGCUGAAAUAGAGAGAAGGCGACACGACAAAUUCCAGCCCUUCAGACGACUCUUUGGGAGGAAGAAGAAGAGGGAGGCGAAGGGGGGCCUUGAUGGAGCAGAGCUUAAGGCCAGUUUUUCUACUGGGGAAGUGUGCAAUGGAGUUGUAUCUGAUGAUGAGGAGUCCAAUCAACAUCUGAGGGAGUUGAAUCCCAUCGGUUCUCGAGCCCUCUCGCACGACAGCAUCUUCAUCCCAGAGGAGCCGGCGGCCGAGCCCGGGCCGGAUCACACCAUGUCCCAGGAAAACGUCUCGGAUAAAGUGAGGGAUCUGCAGCGGCAGAUAGCACAAGGGAUCAAGUUUGGACAGAGGCCUCCUUCUCUGAGGAAAAGUGAGGGAGAUGAGGGAAGUUCAGAUGAGGAAGAGGUUCCCCAGAGUCCCCUGAAGGUUCUGGUUCAGGUAGAAGCUGAACCAGAGACAACAGAGCCAAAGGUUCAGGGCGCUCAACAAGCCGGACCACACAGCACUCCAGUGAGGUCGCCGAGGUCCAGACAAGUUCUUCCGCCCGCUGGUACCAUCGAGUCCAUCAAUCUGGACUCCGUCCCGCAGUCGGCCCCUCGCUUAGACAACGCCGCUGCCAGGCAUAAACUGUCUGUCAAGCCGAAAAACCAGAGGGUUUCCCGGAAACACCGGUGCUUCACACAGGACCUCCAAGAGGUUUCGAUUCCCGGCGUGCUGCGAGAGGACCUCGAGGCUGCAGGCGUCUCGACGGACGGCCAGCGCAGAGCAUCCGUCGAGUCCCUCGGAAGCUUCAAGAAACAGAGACUCCACGAGGAGGAGAGACAGGAGACGAGGAGGAAGAGGGAGCUGGAGGAACAGAGGCUCAAACGAGAGGAGGAGGAGAGGAGGAGGAGAGCGGCGGAAGAGCUGAGGCUGCGUGAGCUAGAGGAGGAGAGGUGUCGUAAACAGCAGGAGGAGGAAGAGCGAAGGCUCAGAGAGGAGGCGGAGAGGAUGAGGAGGAGGGAGGAAGAGGAGAGAAGGAUCAGAGAGGAAGAGGAAAGGAGGAGGCGGAGGGAGGAGGAGGAAAGGAGGAUGCAGGAGGAGCGGGAGCAGGAGGAGAGGAGACGACUGGAAGAGCAAAGGAGGAAACAAAAGGAGGAGGAGGAGGAAGCGAGGAGGCAGCGGGAGCUUGAUGCCGAGAGGAAGAGGAAGCUAAGAGAGGAAGAAGAGGAAAGAAAGAAAGAGGAGGAGGCGCAGAAGCUGAGGUUGCGGGAGAUUGAAGAAAAGAAAACCGCAGAGGAGAGGACGAGGAAGGAGCAGGAGGAGCAGCGCUGGAGGGAGAUGGAGGAGAGACAGAGGCCUUUCUCUUUCAAAGUCUCCUCCGGAGAAAAACAGAUUUUGUUCCAGAAGGUCCACCUGACGCCCGUGACGCCGGCGUCCAGCCACCAGAGCGGAAGUGCGUCCGAGCAAAGAGAGAGCGCCAAGGCCUCCUCCUCUGAAGGACCGGAGUCCCCCAACCUGCCGACGUCUCCGUACGUCCCCCACACCGCCAUCUUAGUGACGGGCGCCCAGCUCUGCGGGACGGCUGUCAAUCUGGACCAGAUCAAGGACACCGCCUGCAUGUCCCUGCUGGGUUUGGGGGAUGACAGGAAGGCGCAGGGAACGCCGCCGCCGACCAAGAGCAAGACUUCGCCGGACCGCAAGUCUGGCAAAACCAAAUCGCUCAACGAGUCCUCGCUCUCCACGGACCAGUCCGUCCUGGCCGAAUGGGCGAGCAUCAGGUCGAAGAUAUUCAAGGGGGUGGAGGAGGGGAAAUACGACCCAGAACCGAGCAAGAACCAGCCCAGCGGCGAAGACACGCAGGCGUUCUCCCACGCGAACCUCAGGAAGACCAUGUCUGCCAGCGCCAAGUUCUCCAUCACCCCUGCGAAGAAGAAGUUUGGAGAUUCAAACAGGAACUCCGAGGUGUUCGGCGCCGACGAGAAGGACGCAGGAGAGGAAGCUGCUCCGCCUGACAGCCCCGCCGCCGCCACCUCACCAGCUCCAACCAGCAAACCUCAGAACAGGACGAGUAAAACCGUCCGCAUCGCAGAGAGAGGCUCAGACGAGUGCAUGUUCGCCAAAGACCUCCCGUCUUUCCUGGUUCCCAGCCCUGGAGCCAAAUCCGAGGCCUCGGAGUCGGAGACGGAGGCGUCUGAAGGUAAAGAGGAGGCAGAGUACCGAGGCCCGGACGGUGAGGACAAGCCCUCGCCGUUCGGCAUAAAGCUGAGGAGGACCAACUUCUCGCUCCGCUUUCACAGCGAACAGUCCACUGAGAAAAGGAAGAAGCGAUACAGCGCCGGGGACAGCUUCGACGGCGUCCCCUCGCCUCUCACCCCCAUCGAGCCGGACUCCGACACUUCCUCCGUCUUCUCCGACAAAUCCACAAGUCCCACAUCGCCUCAGAGAGAAGGCGCGGCGGGCAAGUACUUACACGCAUCCGCCUCCCCUGCCGCCCCUCGGGCUAAACCGGGUAAAUCCACCAGCCCGGCCGCACGCGGUGAAGGCGAGAAGGUGCUCUCCAAGCCUCCGAUCUACCGGAGACCGACCACGUCACCGAAACCUGCUGGAGCGGCCCCCACGCCUCCACCGUCGCCGCUGCCCAAAGUGGUCCACGGGCCCCCUAACGAGGCCGUGAUCCAGAGGACGGGGGCCGCCGAGGAGCAGGCGAGCAGAAGCGAGGAACCGUCGGCGGUCGCUCAGUUGCACCGGAGCGGCCAAGGCCAGGUCCAAGGGGAGGAGGAGCCGAAGGAGAAGAGAUCCUUCUUCCCCUCCAUUAACAUCCCCUGGAGAGAGAAGACGGACAGGAAGACGGAGCUCAUGAAGAAAGAAAAGCCAUCACUCCAGAGCAGGCACUCGCUGGACAGUUCGAAGGUCCAGGAGAAGGAGGCCGGGCCCUUGUGGAUCACGCUGGCUCUGCAGAAGCAGAAGGGCUUCAGGGACCAGCAGCAGAACCGAGACGACCGUCGGAGCCACAGAGACAACAAACACUCCCGAGAGAGAGACAGUGUGGCGCUGCUGAGCCCCACGGAGAGCAGAGGGAGCGGGAGCACCAGCCCGUCCUCCAAACCGCAGACGCCAGAGGAGCCCAAGAGACCCGACAGCCUCCUGGGACGAUUCGAGCGCAGAGAACAUCUGAAAAAAGCCAACACUUUACCCAGCUCCAUCACCGUCGAGAUCGCAGACUCCACACCGUCGCCACCUGCCGUCAAGGAGGUGUCGAAGCGCUUCCCCUCCAGCGACUCGCCGCAGGUGUCCACGGAGCCGGCGUGGCUGGCGCUGGCCAAGCGAAAGGCCAAAGCCUGGAGCGACUGUCCUCAGAUCAUCAAAUAACACCCCCACCUCGGCUGCACACCGGCCUGCGUUGAGACUGCACACUGCCCACUGGACUCUGAGGCACCUGGAGAGUCAUCAUCACACUCACCAUGAAAACCCUCCUGACUGUGAAACAAGUAAAGCCCCCCAUCAUCUUCACCAUCGUCGUCCUCGUGACCCCACACACACUGGCUGGUACUAUUAUCAUGUUAACGUGCGCUUCACAUUCAAAUAUUCCAACACAAUCGCACAGAUGUAUGUAAACAAUUGUUGCGCGCAUGCACAUACUGUAUACAAACACACAAAGAAUAAUGUCCCACAUGUCGCAGUCUGGGAAGAGGAGGGGGGGGGCAGCCAAUCAGAGCCAAUCAGAACCACAGCUGGCCAUUGCAAUAGCCAACCCCAAUUCUUUGUUUUUUUAUUUUGUAGCCAACUGUGUCACCAUGGUUGUAUAUAAAUCACUCGCUCCACACAGUAACAGGUGAAGCAGUUCUUCAGUCGAGGUGAAGCUCUGACAUGCGACGGUGUUUAAUCAACAGAGGGUAACUGAUCGUGUUUUAAGGGCUACCAGUAACAAGAACUCAUCGUGACCCUGCUGCAUCUGCUGAUGGAAGUGUUACAGGUAUUAUUUAUGUAAAGCAGUGGAUUUUUCUAUGUUUGAAACCAUGGAUGGAUUACUGAACCACAGGCCCAGGGGCCCAACGUGUCAGGGGGCCCCCCCUGGUCUUCACUUACUAAUCGUCAAUUAUGGAGACACGUACCAAGCAGGAAGAGACUCAAAACAACUACAAAGAAACAUGAAACAACUACAAAGACACCAAAUCAACCACGAAGAGACACAAAAACUACAAGGAGACUCAAACUGACUACAAAUAGAAAUAAAACAACCACAAAUAGACACAAAAAUGUAAAAGAAUGGAAAAACAGCUUCAAAGAGAACACAGAGACUCUCAAAAGACUAUCAAAGGGACAAAGCAGCCACAAAGAGACACAAAGCAUCUACACAGACUCAAAAUGACUACAAAGAGAAACUUAACGACAGAGAUGCAAACCAGCUACAAAGAAACGCACAACUAUGAAAAGGGACAAAACAGCCACAAAGGGACUCAAAAUGACCACAAAGAGACGCAACAAGUACACUUGAACUGACUACAAAGAAACACAAAACAGCCACAAAGA
Molecule: messenger RNA, 4889 nt
Organism: Anarrhichthys ocellatus (wolf-eel)
Lineage: Eukaryota; Metazoa; Chordata; Actinopteri; Perciformes; Anarhichadidae
Gene: cracd
Product: capping protein inhibiting regulator of actin dynamics
Exons: 9
Coding region: 330-3728 (1132 amino acids)
Biological process (GO): negative regulation of barbed-end actin filament capping; maintenance of gastrointestinal epithelium
Source: RefSeq, a predicted model, not a curated record